GGCUGUUUUUGUAGCCGCGGAAGACGCACCCUCGGCUGGGCUGAAGCGCCGCUGUGUGCCGGAGGAUGCUGCGGGAGUAACGGCUCUCAGAGAUGGGGAAGGACCAGGAGCUGCUGCAGGCGGUGAAGACCGAGGACCUGCUCACCGUGCAGAAGCUGCUGCAGAGGCCCCGGCCAGGGAAAGCAAAGCUCCUCGGUUCUGCAAAGAAAGUUAAUGUCAACUUCCAGGAUACAGACGGGUUUUCUCCGUUGCAUCAUGCGUCGCUCAACGGGAACCUGGAGCUCAUCACGCUGCUGCUGGAGUCUCAGGCUGCUGUGGACAUCAGAGACCAGAAAGGUAUGCGGCCGCUGCAUUACGCCGCCUGGCAGGGGAAGGCGGAGCCGAUGAAGAUGCUGCUGAAGUCCGGCUCGUCUGUGAACGGCCAAUCAGACGAGGGCGAGAUUCCUCUUCACCUGGCGGCGCAGCACGGACACUACGACGUGUCUGAGAUGCUGCUGCAGCAUCAGUCCAACCCCUGCAUCGUGGACAACGCUGGGAAGACUCCUCUGGACCUGGCCUGUGAGUUCGGGAGAGUCGGGGUGGUGCAGUUGUUGCUCUCCAGUAACAUGUGUGCUGCUCUCCUGGAGCCUAAGAAAGGCGACACGACGGACCCCAACGGGACGUCUCCUCUGCACCUGGCCGCUAAGAACGGACACAUAGACAUCAUCAG
Trematomus bernacchii (emerald rockcod) is the source of this 709-nucleotide messenger RNA. Its product is annotated as caskin-1-like. The record is from RefSeq and is a predicted model, not a curated record. NCBI's taxonomy places the organism in Eukaryota, Metazoa, Chordata, Actinopteri, Perciformes, Nototheniidae. Gene Ontology annotation, molecular function: protein binding.